This is a messenger RNA of Caenorhabditis sp. 36 PRJEB53466, 1574 nucleotides long. Lineage: Eukaryota; Metazoa; Nematoda; Chromadorea; Rhabditida; Rhabditidae. The record is from the annotation of a GenBank genome assembly.
AUGACCUUCGAAAGGGAAAAAAAUUGGCCGAUAACGGUGAUAACGAUCCGAACGGUCAACGAGCCAAAAAUCAGAAUAGGUUGGAGUGUUCAAUGGUCGAGAAGAGCCAGCUAUGCGAGUUGUGUGAACACCGUCACGUCAAAAUGUACAAUCACUUAGUCAUCAGAAAUCAGCUCACAUUCAUUAGGUUCCCAAGCUAAUAAACAACUGUCCAUUAAUGCAAACUUAGCCGCCGUCGCCUGCCGCCGCAGACGAGGACGACCCCAUUGGAAAUGUGCGCAUUGCGGAAGUUAGUUGUUUUCUCUUCGCCUAAAUUCCGAGGGAACACAACACAACGAGGUUCUUCUUCGGCUGUUUCUUGUCCAAUUCGACCUUGCCCAUCAUUACUUUUUCCACGAGGGCACUACAGAGACGCCGAGAAACGGUUUGGUUCCUGGUCGGCCGGCGCGCAGAUGGCAUACGGCUUCCGUGUCUUCUGCGCCGAACGAUAUAAAAGGCAGCGGGCGCGGAGAGAAAGGCACUCGACUCGACAGUCUUGUCUACUCAGGAAAAACUAUGUAAGUCACUGAUCACCCCUUCAAGAUUAGUACCCAACUGUUGCUUUCAGAAUGUCGUCGGAAGACCCAAAGCAAGUCUCGUACGAGACAGAAUCUCUUCGUAAGGUGGCCUUCUUCGGAAUCGCCGUCUCCACCAUCGCCACCCUCACCGCCAUCGUCGCCGUGCCGAUGCUGUACAACUACAUGCAGCACGUGCAAUCAGCCCUUCAGUCGGAGGUCGAGUUCUGCGCCCACCGAUCGAACGGACUAUGGGAUGAGUACAAGAGAGUGAGCAUCUUUCUCUUCUAACUUCUGCAUGUCAACAUUUUCCUAAAAUUUCAGUUCGAAGGAGUCGCCGGAGUCGAGGGACGCAUCAAGCGUGACGCCUACAACCACCGCUUCCAAGCCAAGCAACGCCGUCACACCUAUGAUUCUAUUGGAGCCGGAACGUGCUGCUCUUGUGGAGUCGGUUCCGCCGGACCACCAGGAUCUCCAGGACAGGAUGGAGCCCCAGGAAACGACGGAGCCCCAGGAGCCCCAGGAAACCCGGGACAGGACGCGUCGGAGGACUCUACUGUUGGACCAGACAGCUUCUGCUUCGACUGCCCAGCCGGACCACCAGGACCAUCUGGAGCCCCAGGACAGAAGGGACCAUCCGGAGCCCCAGGACAGCCAGGACGCAGCGGAGGAAGUGCCCUUCCAGGACCACCAGGACCGGCCGGACCACCAGGACCAUCCGGACAGCCAGGAUCCAAUGGAAACGCCGGAGCUCCAGGAGCCCCAGGACAAGUUGUCGAUGUGCCAGGCACCCCAGGACCAGCCGGACCACCAGGACCAGCAGGAUCAGCCGGAGCUCCAGGACAGCCAGGACAGGCCGGACACGCUCAGCCAGGACAGCCAGGACCACAGGGAGACGCCGGAGUUCCAGGAGCCCCAGGACAACCAGGACAGGCCGGUGCCCCAGGAAACGAUGGAGCCCAGGGAGGACAGGGACAGUGCGACCACUGCCCACCGCCAAGAACCGCCCCAGGAUAUUAA